Emericellopsis atlantica is the source of this 2571-nucleotide messenger RNA. RefSeq names its product beta-glucosidase. Gene Ontology annotation, biological process: glucan catabolic process. Bases 208 to 2547 code for a protein of 779 amino acids. Gene Ontology annotation, molecular function: beta-glucosidase activity. Lineage: Eukaryota; Fungi; Ascomycota; Sordariomycetes; Hypocreales; Bionectriaceae. The record is from RefSeq and is a predicted model, not a curated record. The transcript has 2 exons.
UAGACGUGACCCCAUGGGGACCAAGUGCGUGGGCAAUGAUGGGGUUCGCUCCCACCGCGUCGGUUCGUCCUCCAAGGGCCGGACGAGUGCCAUGUGGUCGGUACGUAGACGCAGGGCGACGGUAUAAGUAGCCGCAACGUGGUGUAAGAAACCGUAGAGUGAGGAUUCACUACCAUCACACUGCCGUCGCUCUCCACACCACACAACAUGUAUUGCUGGUUCCUGGCAGCUAGUCUUCUUGGUGCGGCCUCAGCCCGGGUAGCCACGCCUGGAAACGAGACCCUUCCAUACCUCGAUGCAGCUCUACCUGCCCAUGAGCGUGCUCGAGAUCUCCUGGGUCGAAUGACCUGGGAGGAUAAGGUCGGCCAGCUAGGUGGCAUCCGCCGUGCGGUCAGUCGAGUCAAUGGGGAGCCAUCGUUCAACCGAACUGCAUUUGAGCAGACCCGAAAAACCCAGAAUGGCCAGGUAGGCCUUGGCUUCCAAAUGAACUGGGCGGACGAGGUGCUGCCCAUUGUCAAUGAGCUUCGCCAGGAGCAGAUUGACGACUCCCGACUGCACAUCCCCUACAUCACCAUAGCGGACUCUGUCAACGGCAUCUGGGUGUCUGGCGGCACCCUGUUCCCUGGCACCAACGCCAUGGCCUCCUCGUGGAAUGUCAAUCUCUACGCCCAAGCCGUCGAGGUCAUCCGCGACGAGAACCUCGCCAUUGGCGUCCAGUGGGUUCUCUCCCCCGAGGUAGACCUGGCCAAGGACCCACGCAACGGGAGAAAUGGAGAGAUGUACGGCGAGGACGCCUAUCUGGCAUCCGAGUUCGCGACGCAGUACAUCAAGACCAUGCAGGAGCAGGACGACGACGGCUGGGUCAAGGUGGCCACCACCAUCAAGCACUGGGUCUACGGCCAGGGCAGCGGCGGCGUCAACCGCGCCAGCAUGCACGGUGGCAUCAACCACGUCCUCAACGACCUUGGCGCGCCUUACAUCAAGCCCAUCCGCGAGGCCAAGCCGCUCUCCCUUAUGGCGUCGUACGCAAGUGUCGACCACGUGCCCCUGUCGGUGAACCGCCAUCUGCUGCAGGAUGUGCUGCGCGACAUUGUUGGCUUUCAGGGCCUCAUCAUGUCGGACGCCAACGCCAUCGAGUACCUGUACACCGAGUCCAAGGUGGCCCGCUCGCCCAUGGAUGCGGCCAAAAAGGCCAUCAAGGCAGGUCUGGAGCACGAGCUGCACCCCGGCGGCCAUGGUGUCUUCACCACUCUGAUCGAUGCCGAGGACGACGAAGAGAUCGUUUCCCUCCUCGACGAGUCUGUGCUGGCCCUCCUGCAGAUCAAGUUUCUCACCGGCCAAUUUGACAAACCGUUGCCGACGAUAGGCGAUAUGAAGGCCACGCUCCGCAAAAAGGAGCACCUUGAGGUCAACAAGAACAUGUCGAGGGAGUCCAUUGUCAUGCUACAAAACGACGGUCUCCUACCCCUGACCAAGGGCCAUCUCGGCAAGGUUGCUGUCAUCGGGCCCUACGCCGACAUUAUCAACGCAGGCAUGUACGCCGCAUGCAACUCGACCGACCCAGCCUACGGGUCAUCCUUCCGUCGCUCUAUGGAGCGUGAACUGGGCGCCGACGCUGUCCUCUAUGCCCAGGGCACCAACUCCAUCCUCCCUUCCAACGACACCGACGACGCGUCCAUCCAGGAGGCUGUCUCGGCCGCCAAGGACGCUGGCCUCGCCGUACUCGUUCUCGGCUCCGGCCUGGGCACAUUUGACCCGAGCACGGUCAACAACGAGCGCACAGAUCAGGAGGGCUUCGCGCACGCUGACCUAUCCUUCCCCGGCCAGCAGCAGCAACUUCUCGAGGCGGUUCUCGAUACCGGUAUCCCUACCAUUCUGAUCAUGAGCUCCGGACAGAAUUUCCUCCUCCCAGACUCUAUCCUCGCUCGCACCUCAGCAGUGUUCCACUCAUUCCUAAGCGGAGAGUUUACCGGCGAUGUCCUGGUGGAGAUCCUCCUCGGCGAGACCAACCCCAGUGGCAAGCUGACGGUCACGAUCCCCGAGGCCAACGGCGCAUUCCCCGUGGCAUAUGACUUUUUGCCGUCCGACGAUCGCGGUGGCUUUGGCGCCGCGACAAAGUACGACUGGCACUGGCCGCAGCUCACACGGUCGCCUGCACUACGGUUCGGGUACGGCCUUUCGUACACGUCGUUUGAGAUUGGCAAUGUCACCGCCACCGCAGCAAGGGGUGCCUGCAACACGACUGCGGUGCACGUCUCCGCGUCUGUCACCAACACGGGUGAACGCGCGGGCCAGGAAGUGGUGCAGGUGUACUAUCGUCCAGACGUCAGUGUCAUUGAGAUGCCUGUUAUGAAGCUCAUCCGCUUCAGCAAGGUGGAGGUGGAGGCUGGCGACACGGUCCAGGUCGAGUUCGUUGUGCCCGGACGUGAUCUUGGCUACUUUGUGAACGGGGACUGGGUGGCGGACGGCGGGGACUAUGCGUUUUGGGUGGGAAGCAGUUCGAGGCUGGAGGAUCUGACGCAGGUCAACGUGACCCUGUCACACUGAGGAUACGCUGUGAUUAGUACCUAA